Molecule: messenger RNA, 1321 nt
Organism: Bombus terrestris (buff-tailed bumblebee)
Lineage: Eukaryota; Metazoa; Arthropoda; Insecta; Hymenoptera; Apidae
Exons: 4
Coding region: 482-1201 (239 amino acids)
Source: RefSeq, a predicted model, not a curated record
UAUGAGGCGAUAAAAGUGAUCAAAUUGUUUGAUGGUUGAUGAAAAUGGAAUUUAGUUGUAUCGAUAGUUGAUUAUAAAACAUCGAUGCCGAUAUCUGUUUAUUUCUUUUUUACGUUUCAUCUUCUUCUUUAUUAGGUAUCUUUGUUAAUAAAAGGAGAGCUUAAAAGUUUUAGUAGCAAAAAUAGUGAUUCUUAUUGGUUACAAAUAUUAAUUUUGUGUCCAGUCCUGAUUCUUAUUUGCUCGAAAAUAUGUUCUUUAAUCAUGUAAAAACGCAAGUGCAAAAAAUAAUCUUUAUUCUAAAGAAAGGUAGUAACGUUUUAAUGUGUGCUUUGUGAAAUAAGACAAACCUUCCUAAUUUGAGAUUUAAAUAAAAGAGAUUGAGCGAGGGGAAUUUAGCUUUGUCAAAUCUAAGUUUUCAACUUUUGUGCUGUGUACAGUAUAGACUGAAGUAUUUUUCCUUCGUCAUAUAAGUACUAACAAUAUGAUAUUCUGUCUAUAUUUUUCUUUCCUAUUCUUUUUAUUCAGAAUUUUUGCCAAAUUAUUUCAAAUCAAUAAAUGUUAUUAUGAAUUUUAUCAAGAUCAUAAUUGUUUGGAGUCGUGCGUGAAGAAAUGCCAGACAGAACACGUGACAGGUUCAUGUGAAAAGAAAUGUGGUCACUGUUUGAAGAAAACAAAGCAAAAGCUUCAAAUAAUCACAGAAUACGAAAACGAGUGCGUUUCUGGAAAUUGCAACGAAACUAGUAAAAACACUGAUCAUCCAGGAAAUACUAACUUCACCACAAAUAUCGAAAUCCAUAACGUUAUUGGCAAUGGAAGUGGAACGUGUUGUCCUACGUGUCGACCACCAGUUCCGUGUUAUGAGUCCUCCCGCGGUUAUGAGCCCGCCCGGGGUUAUGAGCCCGCCCGCGGUUAUGAGCCCCCGUGCCCUCCACACAUAUGUCCCCCGUAUUGGAAUCCUCCUCGACCUUAUCCGCAGGUUAUAGCACAGCCUUCUGUAGGAUUAGUCUUUCUACUAACGUUUGGAUGUCAAUAUACUAAUCAAUGGCCUUGCUCCGAUCAAUAUAUAAGAAAUCCAAUAGGGCCAAUUGAUUGUUCGGGUUGUUUAUAUCCACAGACCCAGAUUAGGUGCGACGCGACUUGUUAUAAUAUAGCGAUUAAUAAGCAGUAUGGCGGUGGUGGCAUAAGUGGUACCCUCGGAUAAUAAGCAUAAAAAAGUCAAUAGUAUGUUAUUACGGAACUGUAACAGCUAUAAAAGUAGAAACAUAGAAACCAAAAUAUAAUACUUAUAAAUAUAUGAUAAAUAUAAGUAAAAUAUAAUUAC